AUGGUAUCAAAUAGCAGCAAACCAGAUCUGAAAUUGAGUCCUCGUGUUAAGGAGCUCUUGGACUUGGAAUCCCGGUUCACGGUUGGCGGGUUUGAUCCUAUGCCUUAUUUUUUCGAGAAAGGUCAAGGAUCUCUGCUAUGGGACGUCGAUGGGAAAGAAUACAUUGAUUUCAUUAGCAUGUUUAGUGCUGUUAAUACUGGACACUGUCAUCCCCACAUCCAGGAGGCUCUUGCAGAGCAGUCAAAGAAAGAUGCUGCCAAAGUGACACUGAUAAAUCUAUCAUCUCAUAAUUCCAUGUUUGGUCCUUUCGCUCAAAGAAUUUGUGAUCGAUUUGAAUACGACAAAGUCAUCGCCAUGACGUCCGGAACAGAAGCAGCGGACACAGCUUGCAAGAUAGCUAGAAGCUGGGGUAUCAAUAAAAAGAAAAUCCCGGCAAACGAUUGUAUCAUUCUUGGAGUCGGGGGCUCCUAUCAUGGGCUCUCCUCGGGGGUCUGGAGCUUGAUGAAUUCAAAUCCAUUGAGGUCAACAAAAUAUGGACUUGAUAGCAAGGUUCAGAUGAAUAUCAAUCCCAGUACGGGGGAGCUUCUAGAAUACCUUGACCUAGAGAAAAUGAGAUCUUGCCUCCAGGAGCAUAAAGAUAGGGUGGCAGCGGUCAUCAUGGAAUGUAUUCACGGAUAUAGCCGAGACAUGAAUGAUGAGGUUCACUACGCCCGAGGUGUUUAUGAGCUUUGCAAGUCUAUGAAUAUCCUCUUCAUCGCUGAUGAAGUGCGGCAAGGAGCGGGAAAAACUGGGAAGUUUUUCAGCUUUCAACAGCUCGGUGAUGAUGUGAAACCUGACAUCGUGACGAUGGGAAAAUCAAUCACUGGGGGCUUUUAUCCUCAGUCCUUUAUAAUGGGUAUGAAUACAGCCAUGGCAGCCGUUGGACCAUACGAGAUGGCUAGCACCUACGGCUUCAGUCCAUUGGCUAUUGCAGCCGCAAACGCAACCAUUGAAAUUAUUGAUCGAGAAAAUUUAAUUGAGCGCGGUGUUCAUUUAGGAUAUUUGUGGAGAAAAACUGUCGAAUCCUGGCAACAUCCACUUGUGGACUAUGUUGCACAGAUUGGCGCUGACUCCAACUUGAUUCUUCGAGGAGUGCAGCCGUCGCGUGUAGCAGCCCUGUGCAUGCAUCGAGGUCUAUUCGUAUAUCCUAAAGCGGACGGAAUUCGGCUCAGUUUCGCCAUGAACAUGCCUGACGAGUUGCUUUUGAAAGGGGCAGCUAUCCUGAAAAGCUGUUUGGAUGAUAUAGACAAAUAUGGAUCAAUUGAGGGGGAAAUGACCCGGUAUAGGACAGUAUAG
This is a messenger RNA of Penicillium cosmopolitanum, 1335 nucleotides long. RefSeq names its product putative acetylornithine aminotransferase. Lineage: Eukaryota; Fungi; Ascomycota; Eurotiomycetes; Eurotiales; Aspergillaceae. Bases 1 to 1335 code for a protein of 444 amino acids. The record is from RefSeq and is a predicted model, not a curated record. The transcript has 5 exons. Gene Ontology annotation, molecular function: identical protein binding; pyridoxal phosphate binding; L-ornithine transaminase activity. Gene Ontology annotation, cellular component: cytoplasm.